AUGAGUGACGACUUGGAGCCCGGAGUAAUAGACGCCGAACUGUUGAGGCAUCUGGUUCUCAAGCAACGGCCGAAAGGGGAAGCUGGCAGAAUAAGCGGCCCGGUGAUUCUGGAAGAAGUGCUCGUCAUACGGCUGGAUGACCUCAAUAUCCUAAGAAUUGAUAAUCUGUGGAUGAUGACGUCCCUUGUGAAACUGCAUCUAGCACUGAAUAAAAUCCAGAAGAUAGAAAAUUUGGAUGCCCUGGUAAAUCUGAAAGAAUUGGAUUUAUCCUUCAACUACAUAGAAGUUAUAGAGAACUUGGAUAAUUUGACUAAGCUUGAAAUCUUCACCAUAUACAAUAACAGCAUUUCAAAGGUGGAGAAUAUGGACAGUUUAGUCAAUCUUAGGCUUUUCAGCAUUGGAAAAAACAAAUUAGCAGACUGGGACAAUGUUGUAUAUUUGAGACGCUUCUCCCUGUUGCGCACACUUAAUAUGGAUGGUAAUCCAUGUGCAGACAUAGAUGGCUUUGCUGAAUUUGUUUAUGCUUGUCUGCCAAAACUGGUGUACUAUCAUUACCGUUAUAUUCACCCCCGCGAUAAGGAAUUAGCACGGGAGAAAUACAGUGAUACAAUUGCAGCACUUGAAAAGACUGAGACAGAGGCACAGGUUCACAUUGAGCAACAGAAAGAAGAAGAGAAAAAAUCAGAGCUAUAUUCUGCAGCAUUUGUUGAGCAACUAGACAGUGACCAGCUUUUCAACUCAUUGUAUGAAGGUGAUGAAGAGGGCAAGGCACUCUUGAAAAUAGGAGAUGAAGCAAUGGAACUCUAUAACAAAUUAUCCUUAACACAAUUCUGAUUUCAUGAUGAAUUCUGUGGCCUUACACAGAAAUUAUUUGAGCUUGGAUUAGAGAGAUAUAAAAUACGUCAAGAAGAAAUGCAACAGUUUACCAAAUGUGUGGAUGAAGCAAAAGAAAACAAUGCUCAAGAAACUGAAGAAAUGAUGGGAAACUUCUUUGAAAAGAAAGCUCUAAUAUUCCUAGACUUAAAGCGAGUUAUGAAAGGCAUGGAAAGUUCCGAUAUUGAUGUACAGAGUCAUUAUGAUCAGUUAGACAUUACUGCAGUUGAGUUCCACAAUUUAUGUGAAACAACUGAGACAGAAUUGAUGGCUGCUGAGUUAAUUCUGAAUAACCAACUGGAGAAAACAAAUGCCGCUUUUGAGAGAAACUUAAUUGAACUUGUCUCCACAUUUAUUAAGGAUGCUCAAGCUAUAUUUGUUGAAUGUCGUAAUUCACAGCAAAUAUUCAAUGAACAGUUGUCAGACUGUGCAAAUCGCUACCUCAGCAAUGUUAUCACAAAGGCGGAUGACCCAAAGCUUCGUAUACCCCGUGAACUACAACAGAUAAUGACUGACAAAGAGGCACUGAACAAAGCAACAGGUGGCUCACACGAUUAUCACACACAAAUAAUUAAUGGCCGUGAAGAUGUACUCGUCAAGAAAGCAAAGAAAUGGGCCAGCGAUACAUGUGCAGAUAUACACAGGGAAGUACAUAUUACAAAUAAUUUUAUUUGUGAAUAA
Messenger RNA from Schistocerca americana (American grasshopper), 1554 nucleotides. RefSeq names its product dynein regulatory complex subunit 3-like. Gene Ontology annotation, molecular function: protein binding. The transcript is spliced from 8 exons. The record is from RefSeq and is a predicted model, not a curated record. NCBI's taxonomy places the organism in Eukaryota, Metazoa, Arthropoda, Insecta, Orthoptera, Acrididae.